GGCAGUUAGAGGAGUCGUGUGGCCUCCGCGGGUGAGAGUGGCUGCCGGUGGUGCGGCUGCGGACGCGGCCUGCCUCUGACCUCUCCCCGUCCUCUCCCACCACCUGCAUGGUUCGGGCUGCUCACUGAGCGGCGGCGGGGCGUGACGGACGCGCCGCCCAGACGGCUCCGGGUCGCAGCUUGCCGUCACCGGCACUUCCUCCUGCGGUGCCCGUGCGCGGGCGGCUGGGCGGGCGGGAUGGCGGCCCGGGGGAGCGGCCGCGCAUCGGCGCCCCGGCUGCUUCUGCUCCUGCUGGUUCCUUUGCUGUGGUCCGCGGUCGGGGUCCGGGCCGGUCCGGAGGAAGACCUUAGCCACCGGAACAAGGAACCGCCGGCAGCUGCCCAGCAGCUGCAGCCGCAGCCCGCAGGCGUGCAGGGGCCCGAGCCGGCCCGGGCCGAGAAAGGAUUUACACCAGCAGCCCCAGUUCACACAAAUAAAGAAGACCCAGCUACCCAAACCAAUUUGGGAUUUAUUCAUGCAUUUGUCGCUGCCAUAUCAGUCAUCAUUGUGUCUGAAUUGGGUGAUAAGACAUUUUUCAUAGCAGCCAUCAUGGCAAUGCGCUAUAACCGAUUGACGGUGCUGGCUGGGGCUAUGCUUGCCUUGGCCCUGAUGACCUGCUUGUCAGUUCUGUUUGGCUAUGCCACCACCGUCAUCCCCAGGGUGUACACAUACUAUGUCUCAACUGCAUUAUUUGCCAUUUUUGGCAUUAGAAUGCUUCGGGAAGGCUUGAAGAUGAGCCCAGAUGAGGGUCAAGAGGAACUGGAAGAAGUUCAAGCAGAAUUAAAGAAGAAGGAUGAAGAAUUUCAACGAACCAAACUCUUAAAUGGACCAGGAGAUGUUGAAACGGGUACAAGCACAACAAUACCUCAGAAAAAGUGGCUGCAUUUUAUUUCACCCAUUUUUGUUCAAGCUCUUACACUAACAUUCUUAGCAGAAUGGGGAGAUCGCUCUCAACUCACUACGAUUGUUCUGGCAGCUAGAGAGGAUCCCUAUGGUGUAGCAGUGGGUGGAACAGUGGGACACUGCUUAUGCACUGGAUUGGCAGUAAUCGGAGGAAGAAUGAUAGCACAAAAAAUCUCUGUCAGAACUGUGACGAUCAUAGGAGGUGUCGUGUUUUUGGCGUUUGCAUUUUCUGCACUAUUUAUAAGUCCUGAUUCUGGUUUUUAACACACUAUUUGUUCAUCUGUAUUUAGUAUAAGAUAGGUAACUACUGUCAUUCUGUACAUAGUGUACAUUACAACUAAAAGCAAUGGAAAAUACUGUAUUUUGUAGCAUUGAUUUUUGAGUUUGACCAAUUUAAUGAAAGUAUUAUGUCCAAAAAAGAUAAUCACUGAUUUUAUUUGUAAAAUGGAUUUUUAAAAGAAACCCGACUUCUCAGUGUGGGCUUUUUGCAACAUAAUUGUCAAUAUAGUCCCCAUUUCUGUUUGGUAUGUGUAGAACCAUUGUGCAGUGGGGUCUACCACUUGAUUUUCUUUCAACAUGACCCCUUUAUAAGGAAUAUAUUCUCCUUGGUCACUGAGGCAUUUCAGAUGUUUACCUUAAAAAUUUCCUUGUGGAAAGAAUGAAUGAAUUUCUUUUUAAAAAAUAUUUCCCUAAGCCACUAAGCAGUAGUUUAAUCAUGUUUUCAAAAUUAGAUUGUUUUUAAAAAGAGACAACAAAUAAGGUAAUAAUUACUAUAUCAAUAACAUGAUGCAAUUAGAAUUGUUUGCUAAGUCCAUUCUUUUUUUUAAUUGGGUAGGACACCCAAUAUGAAAAUAGUCAAUAUUUGACAAUGUGGAAUUACCAAAUUAAAAGAGAAUACUAUGAAUGUAUUCAUAUUUUUUCUAUAUUGAAUAAACAAUGUAACAUAGAUACAAUGUAAAUAAAAGUGGUAUGACCAGUG
Molecule: messenger RNA, 1921 nt
Organism: Urocitellus parryii (Arctic ground squirrel)
Lineage: Eukaryota; Metazoa; Chordata; Mammalia; Rodentia; Sciuridae
Gene: Tmem165
Product: transmembrane protein 165
Biological process (GO): manganese ion transmembrane transport; calcium ion transmembrane transport; Golgi calcium ion homeostasis
Cellular component (GO): Golgi apparatus
Molecular function (GO): manganese ion transmembrane transporter activity; calcium ion transmembrane transporter activity
Source: RefSeq, a predicted model, not a curated record